Messenger RNA from Mastomys coucha (southern multimammate mouse), 4714 nucleotides. It is a transcript of the gene Spry3, whose product is annotated as sprouty RTK signaling antagonist 3. The coding region runs from base 504 to 1691 and encodes 395 amino acids. Gene Ontology annotation, biological process: animal organ development; multicellular organism development; negative regulation of MAP kinase activity. Lineage: Eukaryota; Metazoa; Chordata; Mammalia; Rodentia; Muridae. Gene Ontology annotation, cellular component: cytosol; membrane. The transcript is spliced from 2 exons. The record is from RefSeq and is a predicted model, not a curated record.
UGAAAAUGUAGAUGGUGCGGAUGAAAAGUGAUUAAAUUACAUAGCUAUAGAAAUAUAGACCAUUAUGGGGCAGUAUCCUUGGAAAUCUAGACCACCUCUAUAAUUAUAUAUAGGUAGUGAAACUGAUGCCAAAAGAAAGCAAACGAUUUGAGAAAAGUAUCAUACAUAAUUGAGUCAUGGAACAUCCAUUAUGUUUAUCUAAUUUUUAAGCAGAUGUAAGUUUAGCUAAUCAGAUUUAUAUGAGAAUAUGGCCUCAAAAGCUUCCAAAGUGUAGCCAUUAUUAGCUGCUGAACUCUUUAUGAACUGUAUCAUUAUUUUUCCCAUGAUUAUUUCAUUUUGGGCCUAUUUCAGUGUUGUUUGCUUUAUUAUAGAAUCCUAAUCAGAUACUCUUUUCUAUCUCUUUGUUCCUUUUUAUUUAUUAUUUAUUCAAUCUAUCCAAAUUAUAUAGCAGUAUGAGUAAUUGAUUCAUUCUGAGGAUACUUAAAAUCUGACAGAUUUCAAAUAUGUACUGUAUUCAUGCUAAUGAUCUUUAUGUCUUGAUGUUCCAUGUUGUCUCUUUGAUUCAUGUUUCCUUUUCCUUUUUGAACAUUCAGUCUUCUAGGUACAGAGGUCUACUACUUGUGAAAUAUUUUCUGCAUGGUCACCAUUUGUUGAUUCUACCUAUAUCAAAGCCUUCAGGAGAAGGACUACACAACCAUUUGUGGCACAAUAAAGAUGAUUUUCUGAUAUGCUUUGAGGUCCAUUUAACUACAAGGGCUCAUUUUUUUAUCACCACAAGUGCCACUCUGACCUCAAAUCACUUAGAGCUCAGAAAUCUAGGCAAAAUGGAUGCCACAGCGAUAGAUGAGCUACAACAAAUUCUGCCUAUUGAACAGCUGCGCUCUACUCACGCUAGCAAUGAUUAUGUGGAACGGCCUCCAGCACCCUGUAAACAAGCUCUUUCCAGCCCUUCCCUUAUUGUGCAAAUCCACAAGUCUGAUUGGUCUCUGGCUACCAUGCCUACUGCUCUCCCACGCAGUAUCAGCCAGUGCCAUCAGCUGCAGCCCCUGCCUCAACAUCUGAGCCAAUCUAGUAUUGCCAGCUCAAUGUCCCAAAGCACCACUGCCUCUGAUCAAAGGCUCUUGGCCAGCAUUACACCCUCUCCUUCAGGCCAGUCCAUCAUCAGAACCCAGCCUGGAGCAGGGGCCCACCCAAAGGUCGAUGGUGCUCUGAAGGGAGAAGCUGAGCAAUCUGUAGUGCAUCCCAGUGAUCACCUCUUUAUCUGUGAGGAGUGUGGGCGCUGCAAGUGUGUCCCCUGCACAGCGGUUCGCCCUCUGCCCUCCUGCUGGAUGUGCAACCAGCGUUGCCUUUGCUCUGCUGAGAGCCUCCUUGAUUACGGCACUUGCCUCUGCUGUGUCAAGGGCCUCUUCUACCACUGCUCCACUGAUGAUGAAGACAACUGUGCUGAUGAGCCCUGCUCCUGUGGGCCUAGCUCUUGCUUCAUUCGCUGGGCAGCCAUGAGUCUCAUCUCCCUUUUCUUACCCUGCCUGUGCUGCUACCUGCCUACCCGUGGAUGCCUCCAUCUGUGCCAGCAGGGCUAUGAUAGCCUCCGUCGACCAGGCUGCCGCUGUAAGAGGCACACCAACACUGUGUGCAGAAAAAUCUCUUCUAGUAGCUCACCCUUCUCCAAGGCCCAAGAAAAGUCUGUAUGACCUUCUACAAGAUGGAUCCAGAGUGUUCUCCUUCUGACCAUCUUCAGUAAUGCAUAGGCCUCAUGUUUGGGGGAGGGUGUGAGAUAAUAAACUAGCCAAAGUUAGGACCUCACCUCUUUUGUUCCUGUGGCGUCAGGAGAAUGGCAAAGUAUAUCCUAGUGCAGGAUGCCUUGCUCUUUUUCACAAGAUCUAUCCCACUCUUCUUCAAUCUUCUGACACCCAGCCUGUUCAGCUUUUAUGGCUGUCAUGGCAAAUUCAGGUGAUAUAUGGGCAUGAGGUUUGGACACUGAGGACUGACAGAGCCAGCAACGUGGAGGUUUAGGGGCUCCCCAAGGUAAUGCCUCUCGGUGCAGGCUCUGAUCGUCACUCUGCUUUCCACAGUGCCUUUGAAGACUUUCUUCUAAGAUGGUCAUCACAGGUGCAUGUGGAACAGUGUUCAACCUUCCAGGGACUAUAACUUCCACCCCCACCUUUUCACCCUUCCCUCCCCCACCCUCCCUCCUUCAUCUUUUCUUCCUUUCUAUCUCCCUGUCUCUUCUUUCAUUAUCCUGUUCUGUUCUUUUCCAACCUCUCCUUUUACUUUGUUACAUUUCUUUAUUUCCUUCCUUUCUAUUAUUCUGCUUUCUAAGGCUAAUCUUUGUUCAUAUUUUUAUUUUGUUUCAUAUCUAUUUGUUUCCCUCUUUCUGCCUCUUUUUCUCUGACAUUUCAAAAGUGAGGUUUUUCCAUAGGUGUUUUCUUAGAUGCCAAACUUUGCUAUGCUAUACUAUUUACUAAAUUGUAUUAGAGAAAUGGAUUAUUGUAAUGAACUGAUUGCUAGCAAUAGUCGGUAUUCCAAUGUGUUAUGCACUCACAAGCACACCCACCUGUUUGUGAGCAUAUGAGGCUCUCCUACAUUUCCAAAUUCAAUUAGUUGGAGUGUUUUUUUCUCCUUUUCCUGAUAAACAACUUAUAGUACUGACAGAUUCUACUAGCAUGCUGAGUAGGAUAGUAAAUCAGGAUGCUCUAACUUUGUAUGUCUGACCCAAGUGCCAAAGGCAGACGUGCUUUAUAGCUAAAUGAACAAAGCAAAGGAUAUUACAGAGGUAUGUUCUCUCUUAGAAGCUAACUGCCCUGAGACUGCAUGGCUCAGGCCUUAAUAAUGGAUGUUAAAAGUCAUAAAAUUUUAGAGCUGGAAGGAAUUUUAAAUAUUAGUCUAGUUCAAUGUUGUAAUUUUACAGAUGGGAAAACUGGGGUCUGGAAAUAGGAAGGGAAUUGCUCAAGGCCACAUACUAGAGUUAAUAACAGAAUUUGACAGAAACAUGGGUCUUCUGACUCCUACUUCAUUGUUUCUUCCCUUCAUUAUAUUGGAUCACUGAAUUUUUUCUUAAGACUCUGUUAACGUUUCUAGAACAUGAUUCCUUUCCGAUUGCUUUUCAGAAACCAUAAGAUGUUAGUGUAGUGGUCUUUCUGCAGUGAAAAAUGAGUAGUCAUGGGUAUUGAGGCUGCCCCCCAGUGGACAUCACCUUUGAUUCUGUCACCUUGUAGAAGCUCAAACGUGUGUGUGUGUGUGUGUGUGUGUGUGUGUGUGUGUGCGUGCACGCGCGCGUGCUUAUGAGGGUUGGGGGAAAUAUAAAGAAACGUUAACCAAGUCAUAUCUUUGCCAUUGCAUCUACACUUUGCUGCACACACUGUGCUCCCUCCUUGCUUUGUCUGCAAUGGUAGCUGCCUAAGAAUCUAGAUUUCAGCAACAGUGAACAACUGAGAUGAAAGAUAUGUAAUGCACAGAAGUGACUCCCCUCAUAAAAUGUACAAAGAGCCUGUGCUACAAACCCCUGUCAAUAAGGAAAAGGCUGCAAUGGUGAUGGCAGGGUGCAAAAGACUGCUACUAAAAGACAUGAGAAUUAUAUAGUUUCCCUCUGUAAGUAAACCCAAAAUUUAUCAAGGAAUACAGAUAUUGGGGGCACUUGCUUGAAAUCAAGGUGCUCCAACUUAGUUUAAGACUUCCAGACUCUAUGUAUCAUCUCUUUUAAAGUAUGCAUGGAUGUGUGCUGCAGGGUAAAGUGAGGAGAAGUACAUAAUCAUGCACAAGAGGAAGAAAGGGAAUUCCAUGUCCCUUUAUUGGAUAUAUACUGCAGAAAUAUUUGCCACAAAGUCUUUAUUGACUAUGAAACUUCCUGAGGUAUAUUGACAUUGGGUUGCACACAGCCACAUACCUUCACUUACAUCUCCUCUUGUAGUACUGCUUUGUCCUAUUUUUGUAUAUACAAAUAUGUUAUGAUUAUUAAUAUUGUUAAUGAUAUUGCUGCAAAUGGUGCCAUAUAUAAGAUUAGGCUUCUUGGAACAUUUAUAAACCCUAAACCAAUACCUGAAUACCCGUAACCUCUUAUGUUGCUUUUAAAUCCUUUAACUUUAAAUAAUUUGUGUUUAAUCUUUAAAAAUCUGCCUAAUGUACUUCAAACUUAUCUACUCCUAAAAGCUGCACCCAUUUAUCUGGGUAACACUGGGUGGUGAUGAGUAGCAACACACACUUCUCGCUGCUUCUGUCCAAAAUUUGCUUAGAGUCCAGAUAUCUAAGGAUUUUCUGACACUAGUGCAUUGUUCUGGAGCUAAAGUUACACUAUGGAUGCUUGCUUAUUAGUUUCAAGCCCCUUCUUAAUAACUUUAAUAUUUCAACCCUGCAGUCCUUACUCAGGCAAAUGGUGCACUGCCAGAAGGGCCCUGGGCUCUGCCAUACACCCAGAGGAGUUCUUCUCAGUGUAUUUUUAAAUGGCCUUAUACUUGGUAGAAGAAACUGAAGGGUUCUUGAAUGCAAUCUGCUGCCGAGUCAGGGCUUUUACCUAUGUCCAAGUUGGCCUGAUAUGGACUGCAUCUGGUUUACAUAGAGAUGGGUCCUGUUGAGGUAUGCACACAGACAUGUGAGUGCGCAUAUGUAUCCCUUCUGUGGUUUCAUAUACAUAUGUAUAUAUGUAAAUAUAUAAUCACACAUCUCUAUAUAUUUUAAUGUAUUGCACAUGUAUAUUUAAAAUAUAUACAAAAUAACUAAA